Molecule: messenger RNA, 4131 nt
Organism: Linum trigynum
Lineage: Eukaryota; Viridiplantae; Streptophyta; Magnoliopsida; Malpighiales; Linaceae
Source: the annotation of a GenBank genome assembly
CUACAAGCACUCAACCACAACUACAGUCUACAGUCAAGUCCUGGCAGUCCAUCUCUCUCUAGUUCUCCUUACCCUCUCUCUCUCUCUCCGGAUCUCCGACGAAAAUCUAGGGAAAUAUUCUCAACAGAUCGUUAGAUUCGAGCCUGCGGUUCCUGCUCUCCUGCAACCCACAGCUCAUCGGGAAAAAUCCUUCGUAUCGUACGUUUUCCCCGUUUCCAGAUAGAUCGUUGAUUGCUUUAUCAACUCUCCGCUAUCCGUUUUCAGUUACGCUUUCGAUUAGACUUAUUUUCUUGCAUAACUAUGAUCGCCUUUUUGCUUCUUGCUUUGGUUUCGGUGAUUCAUCACUGCGAGAGCUUCCUUUGAUCGUUAAUCGCUUCUCUGCUUGCUUUUUUCUUUCUUUGGCUGAUUAUGGCUAGUUUGUUUGUUUGUCUGGUUGGUGGCUGUGGUUUAGGUAUAUAGGAAGCAGCAUGCCGUGGACAUCUUCUUUUGUGAAUUACAGCAGGAACUGCGUUCGCUUGGUGGUCUUUUUCCGGGUGAUUCUGUAAUUUUGCGUUUCGGCUUUGCUAGUAAGUUACCUCGUAAUACUCCUUUGGAUAUGCAGGUUUUCAUAUAUGUUUUUGCCUAUAUUAUAGUGUUUGUUUAUUUUGGAGUAAUGGAUGCUCCAGUAUGAUUUGGUGGGCUUGAUUAUGAGAUUGGGUGUUUGCUUCCUUGCUAUCUUCAUGAUGUUUUAUAUAACUUGUUCUGUUGUUAAUCAAUCAUCAGUUUUCGCUUGCUGCUGCAGGUAGUUUUGGUUGAUUUCAAGCGCGCUUAGAAUACAUAAGUGGGUUCUAGAGUGAUAAUGUACUUGGGGGUUAAACAACUUCGUGCAGUGAAGCAGGUUGGGAAGACUAAGAUGAGUGCUAGGGUUGCUGGAUAUUACCAAGUGAUGCAAAUAUGUCAGGUACAACCAUUGUGCUCCAUUGGAUCAAAGUUUGGCUCUUUGCUCUGUUAUUCACUUGACGUAUGCUUCGUACUAAUUUCGACCUGUAAACUGAUGAAAGUAUAAAAACUUCUUAUUCUUUUGGUGGUUAUAUUGAUCUCUUGAGAGGUAGAUUGCUGCUAGCUUAUUUAUGCCUUGUUAUUCUCCCAAACCAUUGCCCAUGAUGCCUCUACUUUUGCUCUAUUCCUAUGGUGGUGCAGGCUGAAUAUUUCCGUCAGUUGUUGAAACCUGUGACGUAGUAUAGAAGAGCAGAGACUCCGGUGUUAAAUUUGGAUUUUAGGGACAAAUCUCCUUCUGGUAGUGUUCAUAUAUAAAAGGGCGGUGUUGGAGAUAAUAGGAGUUCGAUGAUGGUGGGUUUCAUCUGCAAUAGACAGCUUUCCUAAAGCCAAAGAGGUUGAUAGCUUGAUUAACUAUUUUCGUCCAUUUCGUCAGUUUAGUAGUGUUUAUCACUUGCAAAUUCAAAUACUUGCCUGCCUAUAGAGCAUACAAACGAUCCAUUCUUGCUGCUCAAGAAAGGGUUUCUGAUGCAUAGAGACCAAAGAUUCAACCCGAAGGUAGUGCCUCCAUUUGCUAAUCAAGGGGGUGACAACUACAUGCAUCUCCCAGUUUCGUCUUCCUUUCCUGGGAACUUAGUUCCAGCUGCAGAUGACUUGUUGCCUAUCUAUGGUGUUCAAUUUCAGCCAUCUGAGGUCUGCCCAAGGAAUUUCGUGAUUGUUGAUCAAACUGAUCAUCACAGUAAAAUAAUGUUCAACCCUGCAAUUGGCCACAAAUUCUCUGCCCCCAACUUCAAUGCCCCUUCAAGUUUCAUCCACGAGAGCUUUAUGGGGAAAGAAGAUGCCCUUGAUAUUGAGAAGGAGUUGUCAUCCUGGAAGGAAGAUUCUCAUGAUAUUGAUGCGCUGUUAAGCUUGGAUGAGGAGGACGAUGGUGAUUAUGAAAGCGAUGAAGAUGAGGUCAGCACUGCGAGGACGUAUGGGAGCAGCUCCCCUGAUUCGUGUAGCAACUACGACCAUCACAACAACUCCAGUAGCAAUGUUUGUUCAUCUGUUCAAAAGUCUUUUGGUGGGGGCAGCAGCAGCAACAGCAGCGAGAAGAAACAGUUAAAGAUGAAGAGGAUGGUGAAGGCACUGAAGGGAAUCGUUCCUGGUGGGGAGCAAAUGAAUACCGUCACCAUUAUUGACGAAGCAGUCAAGUACCUCAAAACGCUCAAGGUUGAAGCCCAGAAGCUUGGAGUGGGGAAAUUGAAAGACUACUACGAAUAACCUAGCCCUCUUGAUUGAAAGACUAAUACAGGUAAUGUCGUAUAAUCAGUCAGUCACUCCUCUUGCCUUCCUUUAGGCAGGUGUGGCAUUAGCAGCAGAAUAAUGACAGCACUCUUACCUUGGGGCUUUUGUGUUGGUUUGCAGCACUCCGCUUUUAUAAACGUGUAGUUUGGUAUCGUUAAGUGCCGAUGAUCCCGAUGGUCAGUCUCUGAGAUGAUUUCUGUAAACUAUGUUUUAUGUACUCCCAUAUUGAUCAAGAAGACUGGGGAUGGCCAUCCACAGGGAACUUCUCUAUUCAGCUUUGUCUAUCUCUCUUCAGUUUGUUACAGACUCACUUGUACUGUAUUUACUUCUAAACUCACUCUUAUAUAAUGUUUAGUAUUUGACUGUUUAUUUUCAAUCUUUACGGUUACCGGCUUCACCUUGGUCCUGGAUUCUGAUUUCUCCUUCUAGUUAACAUAUAAUGCUCGUCUUCUCCACAUCACCCUCAGAAUCUUGGCAUGUAUACAGUAAAUUGUUGUCGCCCGCAUCAUGUGGUUGGGAGGUUUUGAGACGUGGAGAUCACAAAUGUGCAGUUGCUAAAUGGGUCUUCCCACUUUUAAAUUUGUCCUUGGAGUGCCCUACUAUCCCUCUAUAUAGAAAAGCUGUGUGGUGGUGUUAGUGGAGCACCAGAAUGAUGCAUAUGUACACACAGUAUCUUUUGUCUAUGUGUUGGGCUAAAAUCACUCUUUUAUGAAGUGGCUUAAGUGGGUUGUCCAUCACUUUAAUGUUGGCUUUCUCAAAUCUGUGUCACUUUCUUUCCCUGGUCGUCUAGUGUACUUUUUCAAGUAAAAUGCUGCAAUCCCAUCCUUGUUUGUCUUUCCUUAUGUGGUGGAAUGAGAUUAGGACAUGGGUAGGGAGAUCACUCACUGUCAUGCAUGCAUGGAUUUUGGCCCUUUUCUCUUCCUCUCUGCAUUUUCUGAAGUGCAGUGGAAGUGCCCAAUGGCCGGUGGUGCAAGUGGCGCACCACUUUUUUGCCAAUUGUGCAUUUCUCAGCACCACCAUUCCUUUUUUGGGUCCCUAUUGGAGGCUGAAACUUGUGUCACGUUGGGUGUGUCCAUUUGCUGGUUCCACUAUCAUGGAGUUGAUUCAGUAGGUGCGCGCUGGUUUUGGUGCUUUAUAGUAGUGACCCAACUUGGGGUUUCCACUUUUUUUUUUUCCGUUAGUGUUGGAUGGGUCAAUCAGGUCGUUUACAAUUUCUUUUGCAGGUUUGUUGGGUCAAUUUGGUGGUUUCUUUAAUUGUGCAGACAAAAAAGUUUGGUUCUAUGAUGGCUGUAGUUACCUCAUACACAGUGCUAUUGGACUCUUGGCUGGAAGGUUCUGCACUUCUGCUGUGGGCAAUAGUUCUUGUUGCUUCUCUGAGGUCAGCUCUUCAAUUCCUCCUCAUUAGGUCUUUCAGCAAUUGGCACUGAUCAAAGUACUAUUUUUCAUCGCUAUGACUUUGUGACGAUGUGAAUGGAUUGAUGGUUUGAUAUUUUUUGGUUUCGAAUCGGAUUAAAUCGGUGUUUAUAUGUACGAAUAUGCUGAAAAACUUAACUAGCGCAUUCGAUUGAUCGAUCAAAGAGGGGCUUAAGUGAAAGGACUUCUGCACGAACCCAGAAUGCUGCUAUUGAGGGAGCCUAUAUUGCUGUUACACUACUACCUACCUUGAUUCUCGACAGUCAAAAACCAGAGCUUUAAGUGACGGGGUUCUUCUCUGCAGGAAGACAUCAUCUAAUGAUUCUGAUCUUGUUUUGCUUACAGGAGUGUGUAACUGAGAAAACCCUUCCAUUCAUUUGCUUGGACCAGGAAAGAACCGAUCCGCCGGAACACAACUUCCCUAACUAUGCUCUAAACUAAAUUCAAAAUCCGACU